CGAGGCUUCUCUUUGCCAGGUAAGACUUGAAUAUGGUCUGUUUGACGCGUAUUGGGUUUUCAUCCCUUCUUUGUGUCUCCUGGACUUUCUCUUGCUACCACUCAGGAUCGUGAGCUCAUGGGAUCAUCUUUCGAUACCGUUCAUAUCAGCCUACCUCGCUCCCUCGGAUCAACUCGGGGAGUAGAUGUGUCGUCUUUCCACGAGCCAUGAAAAGGAAUUCCUCGUGCUUUCGUCAUGGAUGUGUCUCAGGCGUCUGCGGGGCUUGACCAAGUUAAUAGCCAGCGGCCGCGUAUUGCGGACGAAACCCCGCGAGGCUCCUCGCCAGCAAUCCGCGGAAAGCCGGUAACAAAUGCCUGCGAAAGGUGUAGACGAAGAAAAAUUCGUUGCGAUGGAGAGACACCGUGUGCGACGUGUCGACGCUUCCGUAUGAAUUGCGUGCGAGUCCAGAAAAACGACACCCAAGCUCUGCAGCAGCGUGUCCGCCAGCUGGAGGCCCAAAUAGCCAAUAUGACCGCCGGGUUGCCUAACACUCAAACUCAGAAGCAAUGGGCAGCGGUAUCUUCACCGGGACUGUGGACACCAGAUCUUCGAUUGAUCACGGAUUUUGGAUCUCCUGACCCGAGUUUCCCGACAGACGAGACAUCUGGCCAAUUUGCAUCGGAUACCGGCUUAUCGCCGAUAGGGAUUCCUCGCAUUCAGGUGGUUGAUUAUGCUGAAUCCUCACCAACGUCGCUUUCACCCUCAGCAUUACUUCAUCCAAUUAUGGCAACACCGCCCAGUAUAGCACCGAAUAGUUUUGAUAGUGGGCUAAGGCCCCGAAGUGCAGGAGCUGGUAUAUCGCCGCCAACCACUGUUUGCUCGUCACCAAAUCACGAGUUUAUCCCAUAUCUUUCCCCACCAAGUGUGCCGGAAACUUUUCGGUCGCGCAGUUCCUCAGUCUCAUCAUUGAGUCUUGAUUGGGUGCCAGCCUCGCAAAACAUCUCGUUACCUGGUCUCACUGACCCAGAACUCGGAAUGACCAUGACGGGGCCGGCCACGGACCCUGAGUUUGAAGUUCUAUCUCCACCGACUAGGUUUGAGGCCGAGAUGCUAUUAGAUAGGUUCUUCGCGAAAACGGGCGGAUCUGGAUAUCCUGUUGAGCGAGACAAACUUUUCGGCUUUCUAGACAUCAUUUAUAAUCAGUGGGAGUAUGUUGGUGGGCAUGAGCCACUAUAUCCGCCAUCCAUUGCGCGAUAUCAUGUGUACAUGGCAAUGGCGAUUGCCCUACGGAUGGAAAAAGACGGUCGAAAGACGACAACCCAAUUACUAAGGAAUUGCUAUAGAUUAGCAAUAAAGGAAGUACGGUCGCCCUCGUUCUGGGAGCAGCCGUUGGCUAUUGAGGGUGCGAUGCUUCUUGUAUGGUUUGCUCAGUCAUGUAAAGACGAGCAGGGCUCUCACACAAGGACAUAGAUCUUCUUGCUUUUGUUUGUCCCAACUUCUAAUAUGGUUUAUGGUAAUAAAACUUGUUGUGCUGGUUAUCAAC
Molecule: messenger RNA, 1522 nt
Organism: Aspergillus ochraceoroseus IBT 24754
Lineage: Eukaryota; Fungi; Ascomycota; Eurotiomycetes; Eurotiales; Aspergillaceae
Product: Zn(II)2Cys6 transcription factor domain-containing protein
Exons: 1
Coding region: 235-1449 (404 amino acids)
Biological process (GO): regulation of DNA-templated transcription
Molecular function (GO): zinc ion binding; DNA-binding transcription factor activity, RNA polymerase II-specific
Source: RefSeq, a predicted model, not a curated record